Messenger RNA from Heterocephalus glaber (naked mole-rat), 693 nucleotides. Its product is annotated as protein yippee-like 2. NCBI's taxonomy places the organism in Eukaryota, Metazoa, Chordata, Mammalia, Rodentia, Bathyergidae. The record is from RefSeq and is a predicted model, not a curated record.
AUGGUGAAGAUGACAAGAUCCAAGACUUUUCAGGCAUAUCUGCCCUCCUGCUUCGCUUUGGUCUCACACUGCCACCGGACCUACAGCUGCAUUCACUGCAGGGCUCACCUGGCCAAUCAUGAUGAACUAAUUUCCAAGUCGUUCCAAGGAAGUCAAGGACGAGCAUAUCUCUUUAAUUCAGUAGUUAAUGUGGGCUGUGGGCCUGCAGAAGAGCGAGUAUUGUUAACAGGACUACAUGCAGUUGCAGACUUUUACUGUGAAAACUGCAAAACCACUCUGGGAUGGAAAUAUGAACAUGCUGUUGAAAGCAGCCAGAAAUAUAAAGAAGGCAAAUACAUCAUUGAACUAGCACACAUGAUCAAGAACAAUGGCUGGGACUGAGCGGGCAGCAGCCACCCAACCCAGUCUCCACGUGAAUGCCAUCCAACUGAACAUUCUACCCAAGCGUGAGAGAGUGACUGAACACUUGGUUCCAUCCAUUUGGGGGCCUUGCCAUCUGGGGCAUCCUCCCACCCUGACACCAUCUUUCUGGUGACUGGCCUCUAAAUUGCUGUCUCUCUGUCUCUUUGCUUUGUAUCUGUUUGUGAGUUGAUCCUGGCUUCUCUCUCUGUUCUCAUGUUUGCUGAAAACAAAACAACUAAAGGAACAGAUCCUUGACCAGCCCGGCAGCAGCCCACCUCGCAAAGAGCCCCA